Messenger RNA from Phymastichus coffea, 6526 nucleotides. RefSeq names its product rho GTPase-activating protein 39-like (gene RhoGAP93B). Bases 239 to 4075 code for a protein of 1278 amino acids. Gene Ontology annotation, molecular function: GTPase activator activity; protein binding. The record is from RefSeq and is a predicted model, not a curated record. Gene Ontology annotation, biological process: signal transduction. The transcript is spliced from 15 exons. Gene Ontology annotation, cellular component: cytoskeleton; cytoplasm. NCBI's taxonomy places the organism in Eukaryota, Metazoa, Arthropoda, Insecta, Hymenoptera, Eulophidae.
CUCGCGUCGAGAGGUUGCUGCUGCUCCAGCUCUCUCGCUCGUGUAUACGUACGUGUACGUGUGUGCGAGUGUGUUGUGUGUGGAAAAUGGCGAGUUGGUGAGUCCGAGAGAGCGAGAGUGUGCCGAUUUGUGCGUGUAUCAGUAAUAUGUAACCCCUACGUGCAAUUUAUUGCAAAAGAUUACAAUUUGUGUAAGACUGCGAACAGCAAAUUUGUACGCAGUCAGCCACGAGGACACCAUGGCAUCCGAAAGAAUGGAGUGGGUGGAGAUCAUCGAGCCCAAGACAAAGGAGCACAUGUACGCCAAUCUGACGACCGGCGAGUGCGUCUGGGAUCCGCCACCAGGUGUUCCUGUAAAGAAGACCGAUAACAAUCAGUGGUGGGAACUAUUCGACCAGAGCACAUCCCGUUUCUACUACUACAAUGCCACCUCGCAGAAGACGGUGUGGCAUCGUCCCACCGACUGCGAUAUCAUUCCUCUGGCCAAACUACAGACGCUCAAGCAAAACACCGAGCCAGCGAGCAGUGGCGGUGGCAGCGGUAUGGAUAGCUUGAGGUGCAGCGCCGAGCCUAAACACAAGGAGACUGUUUCUACGCAGACACAGACUCCCACGGUUGGUCGAUUAGGACGCUAUAAUCACCAUCACCACGAUAAUCCUAGUCUUGCUCCCACCUUGCAGAUGGGAGUCCACAAACCUCACAGUCCAGUUGCAAUGGUCGAUCUUCAAACCUCUCCACCGUCGCCGUCGCCAUCGUUCCGUCGUCACCAUCACCAUCACCAUCAUCACAACAAUAGGCAUCAUCAUCGGCGAGGUGACCCACCACCACCAUCCUCUCCACAGCAACAUCCCCAGCCGCAGCAACCACCACAACCACCCCAGCAGCCACCACCACCUCGACGACAUCAUAAUCACUCACAGGAUUCGGGUCGUUCGAGCGACAGUUCCGUCUCGCAUAGCCGCACCUCCCUUGAGUCCGGCAGUUAUCGGCUUCUUGAUUCACCUCAUCGCCAGCAGCAGCAGCAGCAGCAGCAGCAGCAGCAGCAGCAGCAGCAGCAGCAGCAGCAACCGCCACCACCACAUAGAUCGCCGAAUCAACCGCCACCAGUCCAACCGAGGGGUACGAUUGACUCGUCCAGAAAUAAAGGUGGCACUUUAGAAGCCAAUAAGAAUCAGAAGAGUUUACCUCCGCCCAGUGAACCACCUCCGGUUCUUGGAAUAUCCAUGUCCACUAGUACGCCGCUAUUCAAGAAGAAAAAUUUUGCCGAACCACAGAGAGAGACAAGGCGCGAUGUUAAUCUUGACUUUGAGAAUAAGAGUAAGAACGGAAUCAGGAAUUCCGAAUUCCGUGAGAUAUUAGAAGCUGCUUUGCGAGGUCGUGUUCAGCAAAUGGAAGUAAACAGUACAUCACCGUACCGUGAAUCGCCAAACCCAAGUGUACGUCAUCACGAUACAUCGCCCUAUCGACCACCAGAUCCGCAACCGCCACAUCCUUGCAAAGCUCAGGGCCCUGACAAGUAUCGCUCGCUGGCUGAAUCGGGCGGUAUCCGUUAUCAGCGCGAUGGUCACCGUGAUCGUGUCAACAGUCUCGACAAGUCCAAUCCGCCGUAUUACUCUGGAUCGGUGCACGGGCGAGGCGCCAGCAAGCAGCAGACUAUUGACAACACCGGCAGCGUCGGCAGGAGGCAUCACGGAUGCUCUGUUUCUCUAUCCGACGCCAACGUUAGGGAGAUGUACGGUGCGAUGAUGGCCGAGCGGAAUGAUCCGGCAAAGAAUUUAUCAGUAAGGGGUGGUCAGGGAACUGGAAGUAACGUGUCCAAACAGAGAAGUUUUGACGUCAUGACCGAAAGAGAAUCGACUCGCGCCGACAGGGAUAAGGAAUUCAGGCGAGCAGCCACGUGUAAUAAUUCUGUAGACAACUCCCAGCAGCAGCUCUCGCGUAGCUACAGUUUCGUGCAGCAGCAAAAGCAACAACAGCAGCAACACCAACAGCAUCAGCCGCAACAAAAGCUCAACAAACAGUCAUCGCGACGACGCGAUCACGAUGACGACUCGAUGCACGAACGUUACCUAAUGCCUCAAAGCCUAGAUCAAGCGCAGCCUAGGCUCAGUAGCAAUAGUAGUAGUAGUAACGAGGGCAGUCUCAGUAGUGGUAGUCAGAGUGGUGACCCUGGCGACGAUGAUGAUCCGCCACUACCCAUUCACGUUGACGAUACCAAAAAGAAACGUAGUAAUGGCCAUCCUAGUCCUCCGUCUUCGCCCUACUACGGCAAUCUUCUUGAUAACGCCGACCAUCUUUUGCCAUUUCAGCACUACAUACUUCAGCAAGCUAAACUUUCUGGGUUUCCUUAUAGCAGUAUACAAUGUUGUUACAAAUUUGGCGAUCCACUUCUAGCAGAAGAGGGCGAUGACUCUCUUGAUGAGGAAGGAGGUAGGGAUGCCGAACAUCACAGAAGAGACGACGACGAUUCUGACGAUCAAUUUGCAGAUGACGAAGCCGCAAGUAAUCAAGGAGAUUCAUCAAGUCAAGAAUACCUUGAGGAUCAUUACGCAGAUUUGGGUAACUAUGACACGGCUGGUUUAGCAACUUACUACAACACAGCUGAUACACUGACAAGGCCACAAGCGACUCCACCACCACCCCCAAAUAUAGCAUCGCAGGCGGAAGCUCGCGAGAACAUCAUAGCAUCGCGUCCGAUAUCUCUGCCAACACCAACAGCUGCGACAGGACGAAGUGGCGGUGGCCUUGGUGGUUUCGCUCUCAGUGGCUUGGGAACUUGUGUUGAUACGGCCGAGUACGACGAGGCGCGCAAAGACGACGGCAGUGGUGAUAUUGAGAAAUACGCCCAAGACAAUCUCAAUCUAAACUGCGGCAAACCCAAAGGACUUAGGCAGCUGUUUCGUAAGAAGUUUAGUGUCCGAGAAAUACUCAGUUGGAGCAAGGAUCCUAUUCCUCAGCCUAUGCUCGUGGUUGUCGAUGGUGAAAAAUUACUCAAGCGCGAAGCCUGCAAUCUUUUUAGGCUCGUCCAAGUUUACAUGGGAGAUCGCAAAGCAAAUGUUGGCAUGACAUUGGACAGCGUAGCGAUGGAAAUUGUGAACACGAUAUACUCUAAACCAGCUCUACGAGACGAACUGUACGUGCAGAUUUGCCGGCAAACGACAGAAAAUCCACGCAAAGAAAGCUUAAGACGUGGCUGGGAACUCAUGGCUGUUUGUUUGGCGUUUGUACCUCCUAGUGCAACCUUUGAACCUUAUCUAGAGGGUUACAUGAAUAGGCACAGAGAUCCAAACUUCCAGUUUCCAGAAGUUGCCAAAUGGCCAAUUCAUGUGCAAGUCAGUCAUUAUGCUACGGUAGCGUGUAAAAGACUUCAAAGGAUUGGUGCUCAUGGUAAAAGGCAGCCAAGGAAAGCUACUACCGAGGAUAUCGAUCAAGCUAGACUUCAAAUUUUCCGUGCGUCAAUGUUCGGAGCAACUCUCUCCGAGGUAAUGGCACUACAACGCGAUCGGUUCCCACAACGUGAACUUCCCUGGAUUCAAACGACCUUAACUCGUCAAGUGUUGAUUCGCGGCGGUACUAUGACCGAAGGUAUAUUCCGCGUCUCAGCCGAUGCCGAUGAAGUAAAUGUGCUUAAGUGCCGUUUGGACAAGUUCGAGGAUGGCGCGAUACUCGCUGCCUCUCAGGAUGCUCAUGCGCCAGCUUCGCUGUUAAAAUUAUGGGUGCGAGAAUUAUACGAACCACUAAUACCAGACUCGUUCUAUGCCGAGUGCGUGAACAUGAGGCACGAUGAUCCCGAGAUCUCAGCUGCCAAUGUUGCUGCACUUGUUGAACGGUUGCCCGAGCUUAAUAGAAGAGUACUGUGCCAUCUUAUUCAUUUCUUGCAGAUAUUUGCUAGGCCUGAUGUAGUAACUCGAACAAAAAUGGACGCUAGUAAUUUGGCCAUGGUAAUGGCGCCAAACAUCUUGAGAUGUACCUCUCAAGAUCCCCGUGUGAUUUUAGAAAACGCCCGUAAAGAAAUGGCCUUCGUCCGCACGAUGAUCGAGACCCUUGAAACCGCUUGGGUUGAAGACCUACACUGACCUUUGGGUCCACUCUAGAAUAAAAUUCUAGAGUCUAGAGUCUAGACUAGACGACUAUGCCAAAUGAAUCCAUUGUACAUUCAUUAUUUUCACGUAUGAUUAUAUGAUCGUUAUUGUGGCUUGAUUGUCGCUGAUUUGUGAUGUUGAAAACGAAUCGAUUAAUUUCAUCAUCAUUUACUCCGAUGAAACAGUUCAAGUUUUAUUGUAACUAGGGCAAGAGGAGUAAGCUGCAUAGAAGAGCAGUUUAACUAACUUUCCAAAUUAGAAAGCAACGGCGAUGUGCAAACGGUAACGUAUAUUGGUAUAUUGCAGAAGUGAUUUAAAGACAAUUUAUGAAAAAUAUUUAAGGCGUGAAGACAAUUUUACUCGAUGUGCGAUGUACCUAGAAUUUUCAGUUGUACUGAAAAACAAUAGAGCCACGCAUGUUCCUCGAUCGCUCAACUACACUGAUGAAUAGAGUAUUUUUAAUGUAGCGAAUGCUUCGACUUUUAUUUUUCGCAUUUAUCGCAUAUCCAGUUUACACAUGAUAGAUAAUAAAUGUAUAUAUUUUUUGAAAAAAGUCGAUGGAUAAGCCGAACAUUUUCAAUAUUACAGUGAUUUUAGCUCUGUACUUAUACAAAAUUUUUCUUUUCAUCAGAAAUAUUAUUUUAAGUGUGCAUCGCUUACGUGACAAAUACAAACGCUGAUACGCGCAUACAUACACAUAACUACUUAAAAAUAUAUAGAUAAUGAAUGAAGUACUGCAAUGAACACGUUAAGAUGGAAGAAAGGUCUUAUGGCGAUUAUUCUCGGAUUUACGUUUUAUACCCCUCUAUUUAUUAUUUGUGUAUAAUAAAAAUUCUAUGUUGUAUUCUAGAGAUUAUUAGAUUUUUAUUACGUACAUCGCUAUGAAACAUAAAAAAGUAUAUAUAACAUGAAUAUAUAUUUUAACGACCUCUUGUUACCGCGCGAGUUAAGUGCGGAUAUGGCUUUUUUUUACACGAAUCGAUUGUUGAAUCUCAUGUAAAAUAAAAUGAAAACGUGGAUAAAAUGUGAAAACGCAUUAUCGUGUAUAGCUUCGGCGACAACUUUUUGUAUUUAAGAGGCGAUGCGGUAUGUACGUCAUAAAGAGUAUAAAAGAAUACUAUGAAAAAUAAGAAAGCCAUACUCGAUGUGUUUGUUCAUUUUUCGUAUUAUAAUAAUAAUUUGUUGUAUAAAAAGUAUAUCUCCUUGUCAUUUUCCAAAGAUCUUUUCUUUAUUUACUUUGUUAAUUUUUUUUUCCUAGAUAUAAAAUGUUGUAUAACUAACAAUCUUCUUUUCUACUUUUCUUUCGCAAGAGAAACUAAUAAAAAAAAUAUCGUGUGUUUGUAUAUAGCGUUCCACGUACCUAGUGUGGAUAUAUAAAACAUUUUACUUGGCGAUCUUAAAAUUAUUAACUAGGAUAGUGUAUCAUAAGAAAAAAGCUAAGGUUAACUCCUAAGAAAGAUUUGUUAAAUUCUAAUUACAUAGAACGUACAGAGCUAUCGUACAAAAUAUUAACACGAAAACUGUAUUAUGUAUGAUUUAGAAAGUACACUCGAAAAAUAUUGCUUACGAUGCUACCUUUUGUAUAAAAAGAUCUUUCAUAUGAGCUGUGCAGGAUUGUGCGGACAAAAUUUUCAAGUAAUCAUGAGUAAAUAUAACCGUAAGUUAUUUAAAACCGUAUGUUUGCUUUACAAACCGUAAAUUAUUUAAAAUUGACAUUUUUCUCCUCUUAUUCGGUUGAAAUAAAUUUAUAAGACAAGUCUAUCUGUGUUAUGUGUUUACAAAGAGUUGAAUCAUUGCCCAAGUAUUGAAAAUUGAUCCGCAAACUUCGGUACAAUUCAUUUUUACAGCUAAAUCUUGGUCUUCUAGUUGUACGAAUUAGUCGCGUCAUUUAUGAGAUUUACAAAGUAGAUCCUAUUAAAAUAAAACUAGCGAAUGACUUUUAAAAAGUAUAAAACUCUACGCCUGGCUGUUAUCGCUUCUUUAGAAAACUAUUGAUAAAUUGUUCUUUCUUGUGCUACAAGACAAAUUAUAAUUAGUAUGGAACCAAAUACAAAUAAAAUUUAUGACUUGAUAUAAUUAAUUAUUCACGGAUAUUAUUCAAAUCACUUUGAAACAGAUUUCCAAUGACACUUAACUUAGUAAUUAUAGAAUAAAGAAAUACUUUAUUUUCUAUCAAUUUUUUACGCUUACAAAUACGUUAUUUUUAUUUAUUUUUGAAAUAAAUAUAUUGAAAAUUGCGUUAUAAUAUACAUUGUAUCAUAAGAAUAUAGACACACAAUAGCUGAAAAAAGAAAGAUCUAUAAAAAUACUUGAUAUCAUCAAAACAAAUAAAAAUUUAUUCUAUUAGAAAGUGAAACCAGAAUGUUUAAAAUGUUGAAGUAUUGUUCCAAAAUUCUACUGUUCAAUUGCAAUAUCUUAUUGUUAAGUAGUAACUAGAAGACCUUU